AAUCUUUGUUAUGUUCAUCUCUGUCCCCAGUGCCUAGGUGAGCAAUCUAGCAUCCUAACCCUUGGUAAAUAUUUAUUGAAUGAAUGAAUUUGUAAACUGAUUUCCAACAACACUGAGUUACAUUGUGUGCCCCAAGCUGUCUGACUCAGAUCAUACUGUUCACUUUGCCUGGAUCUCCCUCCUUUCCAGUUUUGCCUGGUAAAAAUACCUCUACCCAUUGAGACCCAGAUCAAAAGCUACUUUCCUUUUAUAACUGUUCACUUAACAGAUCUUCUGUUACAGAUUUGUAGUCUCAUAUUACCUUUCUUUGGGACGACCAACUCUUAUUCCUCCUCUGUUAGCAUUUGCAUAGCUAGAAAAUUUGGGUUAAUUUUAUUACCGAUGGCACUUUCAAAAGCUUAAUUAGGCAGAAAACCAUCCUAGAGUGCUGAUAUCUUUGGAGUUAAGGUAAAAUAAACUUCAGAAAUGCUAUCAUUUUUUAAAAAUUCUAGCUUUAAUAUAACCUACAUAUGGUGAAAUGCUAAUUGUACCAUUUAGUUUUGACAAACGUAUAGCAAGACAUUUUUAUCACUCCAGAAUGUUCCUCUCUAAUCACCUGCUGAGCUAUCACCAUUGGUUUGUUUUGCCUGUUCUAUAAUUUUAUAUAAAUCAGAUAAUACAGUGUAUACUUUUUUGUUUGGCUUGUCCACUUAGUGUAGUAUUUUUAUAUUCUUCCAUGUUGUAUCAGUAGAUCAUCCCUUUUUGUGAAUAGUACUGCUCUGUAUGAAUGUACCACAGCUUAUUUAUCCAUUCUCCUAUUAUGAUGGACUCCCCAUCAGCAGUGUAUGAGAGUUCAUUUGCACCACAUCCUCUGCAGCCUUUAAUGUUCACAGUCUUUUUAAUUUUAGCUAUACUGGUGGCUGUAUAGUAGUAGUAUUUCGUUGCAGUUUUGAGUUUCACUGGUAAGUAAUAAUGUUGAGCACUUUUUAAUGUGUUCAUUCAAUUCUUCUGCCCAACUUUAAUUGGAUUUUUUUUUUUAUUGACACACAGGAAUUUUUAAAUUUACUCUAGAUGCAAAUCCAUUGUCAGAUAUGCGUUGUGAAUAUUUUUUUCCAGUUCGUGGCUUGACUUCAUUUUUUUCAUUUUUCUUUUUGGUUUUUGAGGGUUUUUCUUUUUUUUUUUUUUUUUUUUUUUUGGUUUGUUUUUGAGACAAUGUCUUACUCUUGCUCAGGCUGGAAUGCAGUGGAACCAUCAUGGCCUGCUGCAGCCUUAACCUCCUCGGGCUCAGGUGAUUCUCCCAUCUCAGCCUCCCAAAUACCUGGGACUACAGGUAUGCACCACCAUGCCCCGCUAAUUUUUCUAUUUUUUAUAGAAACGGGGUUUCACCACCAUAUUGCCCAGGCUGGUCUCAGACUCUUGGGUUCAAACAGUUGGCUUGCCUUGGCCUCCCAAAGUGCUGAGAUUAUACGUGUGAGCCACAGUGCCCAGCUAUGGUAUUUGAUAAACAGAAGUUUUGUUUUGGAGAAAUCCAGUUUAUCAAGUUUUUCAUUUACAAUUUGUGCUUUUUGCAUCUUUUCUGAGAUUUUUGUUUUGUUUUGUUUUGUUUUUUGAGACAGAGUCUUGCUCUGUGGCCCAGGCUGGAGUGCCUGGCUGGUCACAAAUUCCUAACCUCAAGUGAUCUCCCUCCCAAAGUGCUGCGAUUGCAGGUGUGAGCCACUGCACCUGGCCGCUGAGAAGUCUUUGCCUACAGUGAGGGAAACUACUAAAGUUCCUGGGGAAGCAAAGUAGAAUUUCAUAAGAACAAAAUGGAUGGAGAGGAGAAAACCUAUGGUGGCUGUGAAGGCCCUGAUGCCAUGUAUGUCAAAUUGAUAUCAUCUGAUGGCCAUGAAUUUAUUGUAAAAAGAGAACAUGCAUUAACAUCAGGCACGAUAAAAGCCAUGUUGAGUGGCCCAGGUCAGUUUGCUGAGAACGAAACCAAUGAGGUCAAUUUUAGAGAGAUACCUUCACAUGUGCUAUCGAAAGUAUGCAUGUAUUUUACGUACAAGGUUCGCUACACUAACAGCUCCACCGAGAUUCCUGAAUUCCCAAUUGCACCUGAAAUUGCACUGGAACUGCUGAUGGCUGCGAACUUCCUAGAUUGUUAAAUAAAAUAAAUUAUAAUAAACUGUUAACUCUUUUCAGUAUUUAAUACCUGUAGUUCAGUUAGUAACUUUUUCAUAUAUAGCAUGUUGCCUGUAUGCAGUUGAACUAUAUAAAGUUCAUUGCAAAGCAGAUUAUCUUCUGUUUUUUUGCAUAGCAAUCAAAGUUGAAAUUUGUUUGCUACAUCAACAAAUUAAGGACAUUUUCACAAACUGAGAAAUAAACAAAUAUGCCAAUUCGUAGGUGGUUUUGCCUUAUCCUUUGAAUGUGACUUAAAAUCAGCAAUGAUGAUAUAGUAAAUACUGAAAUUUAGGCGUAAAUGAAUACGUUCUACAGGGAAAUAAUGAGGCUAAGUAUUUUUAUGUUUUUAGUGGUUUUUUAGAAACCUAAUCUUAUAGCCGCCAUUAGCAUUACUAGAGUUAUGCAAAUAAUUGCAUUAUAAACAUGUUUAUAACUUAGCCAAAACAUUGAUUUUUAUAACUCCAAGUAUGAGUUGAAAUUUCUUAUGUCUUUUGAUAAACUGCCGUAUUCUUUAAGUGUACUUUGUCCUUUUGUUUAUUGCUACAAUUUAAGAACUUUAUUUAAAAACAAUUUUGGAAGGUUACUAGGUACAGCUUUUGCAGAAGAAACUUAACUGUAGCCAGAUGGUCAACAAGUAAACUACAUGACUUAGAGUUCUUGUGCAUUAUACAUUUUGGGUAAUUCAAAGUACUGUAUUUGCAUUGACUAUAAAGCGUCGUUUGCAAUAUUUAUUCUUCCUUCAUAGUCCCUUGUUGUGAUUAUACUUCCAGUUGUUUAAAUGUGUUUUAAAAGACUCACUAUUAACUUUAUUCAGAUCUUAAAAGCUACACCUUUCUGAACUAUUCCAGUCUUUCUCCAUCCAAUUAGAAUGUUAUGGAAUAACAUGUGAAGAGAUAUAGUGAAAAUCUUAGAAUGCAUUGAAGAUAUCCUACAUGAAUUAUCUUCUAUUAAAAUAUGUCCCAAUAAAUAUACCCAUAAUCAGUGGGUCUUCUACUGAAA
This is a messenger RNA of Pongo pygmaeus (Bornean orangutan), 3138 nucleotides long. RefSeq names its product elongin C (gene ELOC). Bases 1785 to 2123 code for a protein of 112 amino acids. Gene Ontology annotation, biological process: ubiquitin-dependent protein catabolic process. The transcript has 4 exons. The record is from RefSeq and is a predicted model, not a curated record. NCBI's taxonomy places the organism in Eukaryota, Metazoa, Chordata, Mammalia, Primates, Hominidae.